CUGAAGGAGGUAGUGGGCACGGGGCGUUAACAUUUUCUCAACUUCUGAACGCAAGAGACUGCCGACGGAAUGGACGGACCCACAAUGCAUUUCGGGAUCGCCCCAUGCAAAGUCAAUGAGUUCCGUCGACGGACGGAGGUCGUUUUUUAAUUUGUAUUAUUUGUGUAGCUCUAAAUACAGCCCCUUGGUCAAUUGAAUUACUAACUUUACAUUAAGAAGUAUUUCGGCUCAAUCUAAAAAGUUUAAUUACCUACUGCUAUCUCCUGGAUGCGCUCCACUUUUUUGAUGGAGAACCAGCGCCUUGAAUAUGUACAACUAGGCCUACAGCGUUUCUACACCAAGAUGCGUUUUCGCAAUGAGUCCGUCUUUACGGAGAUAUUCCUAAAACGCAUCAAAGGAAAAUGGAGGGGAAAAUAUCGUUUUCGCCAGUGUGGAUUGGGCCAAAUAAUUGACAUCACUACCUCUCUCCGAUUGAAAGGCGUCAAGAUAUCAGCAUUGUGGUCCCUGCAGCUGCUGUUGCUAUGCAGCGGUCUGCAAACAGACGCACCCGACCGGACGGCGCUGUUGAGUAGGCUACACUAUCAUUACAACUGUAGUCUUACGAGUCGUACCAGCACAGUAAGGUUGAAAUAUUGUCGGUGUAAGUCACCUAGAUAUAGCUGUAUGCCAUGGCCUACACCCGCAAUAUGGGUGGCGUAAUGAUCUGUGAACCGAGUGUGUUGUACAACAUGCUCAAUCAAUACACCAAUGUCUCCAAGUUGGCAGAUAUAAAUUACCUCUACUUAAUUGAUUCCCGAUAUAAAUUGGAUUAUAACACUGGCCAUAUCAUAACAGCUAAAAAUGCACAGCGGGAUAGCAAGGGCAUGUUUGUGGUUCCAGAGAAUGUGGAAGUUGAGAGCAUGAGGCAUAUAGUGGUGUACGACUCUGACACAAGUUCUCUGAAAGACUUGGGUGAAGCCGUAAGAUGUGCGGAGGUUCUCGCUAAAGUGAGCCUCUAUCCCGUCCUCGUCGUGAGAGGAGGCUACCAGAAGUUCUCUGCACUCUACCCGUUUUUCAGAAGCGUUAAAAUCAUGUACACUAUAAUGGAGCUGGACAAUUUCGAGCCCUACCCAGUGGAGAUUGUAGUGGGCCUACUGUACAUGGCCGAUCACAACCAGGCCAGGAGUCCCAAAAUGUGUGAGGACCUGAAGAUCAGCGGCAUGCUCAAUGUUUCAAGUACUGCGCUUGAUUGCGAGACUGCGAACCACCCAAUUCUUGAUGUGUGCCUGGCGGACUCUGUCACGGCAGAUCUGUUCUCUAGUUUGAAGAGGAUCUGUGUUUUUAUUGGUUCUCACGUGAAAAAAGGCUCUCCUGUUAUGGUAACUUCCACCCACGGCAUCAGCCGCUGUAGUGCUGCUACCAUCGCUUUCCUCAUGCACCAUUUCAAAUACUCGUUGGAGGAUGCAUGGAAAUAUUUGAAAAAGUGCAAGUCUAACAUGAGGCCAAACAGGGGCUUUGUGCAACAGCUGUCCGACUGGGAGCUUCACACAACGGGACAAAGAUCAACGGAUAUCUCGGAACCUAAUUUCUGAUGAAAUAAUUUAUGUUGCAAAAUAAAAGUCGGUUUAUUUCGGACAAAUCUG
Messenger RNA from Gadus morhua (Atlantic cod), 1622 nucleotides. It is a transcript of the gene styxl1, whose product is annotated as serine/threonine/tyrosine interacting-like 1. Gene Ontology annotation, cellular component: mitochondrion. NCBI's taxonomy places the organism in Eukaryota, Metazoa, Chordata, Actinopteri, Gadiformes, Gadidae. The record is from RefSeq and is a predicted model, not a curated record. Bases 669 to 1571 code for a protein of 300 amino acids. Gene Ontology annotation, biological process: positive regulation of intrinsic apoptotic signaling pathway; protein dephosphorylation; negative regulation of cytoplasmic stress granule assembly. Gene Ontology annotation, molecular function: protein phosphatase binding; pseudophosphatase activity; protein phosphatase inhibitor activity. The transcript has 8 exons.